Molecule: messenger RNA, 1281 nt
Organism: Prorocentrum cordatum
Lineage: Eukaryota; Dinophyceae; Prorocentrales; Prorocentraceae
Source: the annotation of a GenBank genome assembly
AUGCGCCUAGAGAGUAGGAGGCUUUCCCUUGAUGGUGCUCGCGCCGGGCUCAUCGGGCGUUUUCGUCGCUUCUCGGGGGCCUUUCGGCCUCGGGGGGCGCUCCUGCGGCUGCGCCUCGCUGAGAGGCUUCUCGGGGAUGCCCGGAUCCUCCCGACCGGCCGCUGGAGAGCCGAGCUGUGGCUCGCGAACCAGCGGGCCACUCUGGGGCGGGGGGGGGGGUACUUUCGCUCCGGGGGGAGACGCGUCGCCCACCCCGCCCGGGAGUGCGCGGAUUCGCUAUCGGGUGCACGCGGCGCCGAUCUCGCGGCGACGCAGCGCCGAUCCGGGGGCGGUGGCUCCCUCCCCGGAGCCGGUGCCACCCGUCACGCUGCCCCUGAGGACUGCGCCUGGCUGCACUGCCCUGGGGCGGACGGGCCCUCCGAGCCCGGCGAGCCGCUGCGAGUGGAGGUGGUCUUCAUCACGAGCGGCUCUUCGCACGCGUGCUGCUCGCCGCGCGUCGUGGUCGACGCCGGCGCGAACCGGAGGCUCCACGUGACGGAGUCCCACCUGAGCAUCGGCCCGGCCGGCGGGGGGGCCGACGCCUCGCUGUCGAACGCGGUCUGCAGAGUCGUGGUCGGCGAGGGCGCGGAGGUGAGGCACGUCUUGUUGCAGCAGAAGGCGGAGACCGCGCGGCUGGUGGAGUCCGUCACGGCGGAGGUGUCCGCCGGCGGCCGGUACGACCUCUGCUUGGUGCAGACCGGCGCCUGCUCCGCGCGCGUCAACGUAGCGGUGGCGCUCCUGGGCGAGUCGGCCGCCUGCGCGCUGAACGGGGUCAUGGUCGCGGCUUCGGAGCAGCAGCUCGACCUGCACUCGCUCAUCCACCACAGCGUGCCCUCGUGCACGAGCAGCCAGAAGCAGAAGCACGUCGUGUCCGACAGCGCCGAGUGCAUCUUCAAAGGCUCCAUCCGCGUGGACAAGGCGGCGCAGCAGACGACGAGCGACCAGAUCUGCCGCUCCCUGCUGGUCACGAAGAAAGCUAAGGUGAAGGCGAUGCCCUCCCUCCAGAUCCAGGCUGACGACGUGGUCUGCAGCCACGGUGCCGCGGUGGCGAAGCUGAAUGAGAGCGAGGUGUUCUACCUGAUGUCCCGGGGGCUUGACAGGCGCAGCGCUCAGGAGCUGUUGCUGGUCGCCUUCCCGCAGGACCUCGUCGGAGGACUGAAAGAGACAGCUCCCAGGGCAUUUCAGCGCAUCGUGGAUAAGCUGGGCUCAAUCGCCGCCUCGGCCAAGGUUGAAGCUUGUUGA